This is a messenger RNA of Hipposideros armiger (great roundleaf bat), 2548 nucleotides long. RefSeq names its product solute carrier family 67 member 2 (gene SLC67A2). Gene Ontology annotation, biological process: transmembrane transport. Gene Ontology annotation, molecular function: transmembrane transporter activity. The coding region runs from base 216 to 1544 and encodes 442 amino acids. Lineage: Eukaryota; Metazoa; Chordata; Mammalia; Chiroptera; Hipposideridae. The transcript is spliced from 7 exons. The record is from RefSeq and is a predicted model, not a curated record.
GGACAGGGGCCGAGGCCGGGACUCCCGACCCCGGUGCCCUCCCAGACCGCCGCUUCCUGCUCUGUCUCUACCUGGUUGGCUUCUUGACAGCAGCACUGAUGCUUGGUAACAUUAGCUUCCCAAGGACACAUCUUUAUUUGUAGAUGUUAGAGCUGGAAUUGAGAACUGUCUGUCUGACUCCAAAGCGCAUGCACUUUCGAUGACUUAGCUGCAGAAUGCGGUCUUCCAUCAAUAUACCAGCCUUCUCUCUCCUUCCUGCUUUACUGAGACUUUCUUUCCAGGAUUUGUUUGGUAUCAGCAUGGUUGUACCUUUAUUGAGCCUUCGCGUCAAGUCUCUUGGAGCAAGUCCCACAGUCGCUGGAAUAGUAGGCUCCUCCUACGGCAUUUUGCAGCUCUUUUCUAGCACACUGGUGGGCUGCUGGAGCGAUAUGACUGGAAGACGGACUUCCUUGCUGGUGUGUAUUCUGUUCAGUGCCCUGGGUUAUCUCAUUCUUGGAGCGUCUACCAACGUGUUCCUGUUUGCCCUCGCUAGGGUCCCUGUGGGUAUUUUUAAACACACACUCUCCAUUUCAAGGGCUCUGCUUUCCGAUCUGGUUUCAGAGAAGGAACGGCCAUUAGUAAUUGGACAGUUCAAUACAGCAUCUAGUGUGGGCUUCAUCUUGGGCCCCAUGGUUGGUGGAUAUCUUACUGAACUAGAUGAUGGAUUUUAUCUAACAUGCUUCAUCUGUUUUUUGGUCUUCUUGCUCAAUGCUGGUCUCGUUUGGCUGUUUCCAUGGAGUGACAUAAAAGUAAACAGUACAAAGACUGGCCUGCCACUGGGUAAGAACCGUGCGCUUUGGAGAAAGACAGACUAUGAAGGGCAGGAAGGAAGUCCCACCCCUGGGAGCGCGGCGCGUGGGAAGACCGCCGGGCCACCCUGGACGGAAGUCAUGUCCACACUGCGGGUCAUGAGAAGCCUGCUGUUUUCUGACAUGUGGGACAUAUUCCUAGUGCACCUGCUGAUGGCCGUGGCGGUCAUGCUGUACUACAGUAAUUUUGUCUUGGCCCUGGAGGAGCGCUUCGGGGUGAGUCCCAAGACUACAGGCUACCUCAUCAGCUACAGCAACGCCCUGGGGGCCCUGGCUGGCUUCGCCCUGGGGCCCAUCAUGCGGCUGUACGAGCACAAUUCCCACAGGAUCCUGCUGCACUCCAACACGCUCACCUUACUGCUGCUGCUGCUGUACUCCACUGCCCGCACCAUGGCGGCUGUGGUCCUCUCCUCCACGCUGCUGUGCUUCUCCACUGUCAUUGGCAGGACUUGUGUCAUGGACCUCCAGCUGACCGUGGGCGGGGCCCGGGCCAGCGGCACCCUCAUUGGCGUCGGGCAAUCGGUGACGGCGGUGGGCCGGAUCGUUGCGCCCCUCCUCUCGGGAGUUGCCCAGGAGGUCAGCCCUUGUGGCCCCCCCAGCCUGGGGGCCGCAUUAGCCUUGGUGGCUAUUUUCAUAAUGUCACUAAACAAACCUCGCAGUGGUGGUGACGGGAGUGAUAGAUUAAAAAGCGAAUAGAAUGGGUUUGGACAACAGGAAAGACCAAAAUCCGAGGUGUGUGAGUGAGGGACAGAGGCCACGAGGAGAAGCGUGCUUUGCAAGGGGUGGUGGUGUAAGUGACAAGACUUAUUUCCAGCCAGGUGUGCUUUGUCAGGAGGCCUCCAAUCAGUGCUCAGCUCUGCAUUUAGGCCUGCGGGGUGAUCAGAAGUCAGAGCCUUGUCAGAGGGGAAAGUAUUAAACGUGUGUAAAAGCCUCCUUUACCCAUGUGGGCCAAUGAGGUUAAAUCAAGGAGGGGGGUGGGGUGGGAGGAAUAGCAGUGGAAUAACAGAACAUGAUGUGUGUGAGAAGGGAGGGAAGAGACCCAAGAAUGCCUUACUACAUCAGAAUAGAAGAACACAUUAAUAAAAUGCCAGUCAGUGGCGACACAGGUGUUAUGUCCAAUUGUAUAAGCUAAGAGGGAGCUUAUCUACUAUCAAAAUCCUAGAUAAUGAAGAAGCUACUUUAUUAAAACCAGCCUGUCACUCUCUUAAGUCAUAACAAUGUUAUGAGUGCUGCUACUUCCACCUGGGGACCUGGUUAAAAAUCAGAUACCGGCCUCACCCCUAGGCCUGCUUCCUGGCCUCAUGAGGCCCAGAUAUCUGUUAUAUUGUAAGGACCACUUGCAGUUUCUCAUGGAGGUAGAAAAAGGACCAUUCUGAGUAUGUUGUUUUUACCAGAGAUUCGGUGGUUUUUAUUAAUAGCUAAUUCAAUUUGGACUCUGUUAAAAUUGUGUAAUAACGAUGUUAAACUUUCCCCAGCUCUCAGCAUUAUACCCCAUAACUUUUUAUGCAGAGUAAGAACCAGCUGUCAUGCCUUAUUGGAGGGACUUAAUUCUAUAGUGUCUUGUGUUGAAAAUCCUUUCUUUCAUCUUAUCAUGCUUGUGAACAGAAGAACUGUGUUGGUCUACAGCAGCAGUUCUCAACCUUCCUAAUGCUGCGACCCCUUAAUACAGUUCCUCAUGUUGUGGUGACCCCCAACCAUAA